AUGCCGCGUGGUGGCAAUGCGAAUGCCAUUCAAAUUCCUCCAAUGGAAGAUACUUCCAGUCCAUACUAUCUUCAUCCUAGCGACAAUCCGAGUUUCCAGCUGGUUCCUCAUGUGCUCACUGGCUCCAAUUACAUCAAUUGGAGUAGAUCGAUCUGCUCCAGCAUAAUGUACCUUGAAGAUGCACAUGAGAUCUGGUCGGAUUUACGCAUCCGAUUCUCUCAGCUCGAUUCUGCUCGAGCUUAUCAAUUGAGGCAACGCAACAUGUCUCUGUAUCAAGGAAAAGACGAUGUCAAUGCCUACUUCACCAAUCUUCGAAUCGUUUGGGAUGAAUUCAAGCACUCUCAACCGAUUGCUUGGUGCAUUUGUGCGAAUUGCAGAUGCAAUAGUGCCUCGAAGUGGCAUGAGUAUCAAGAGCAAGAGUGCACAAUGCAGUUUUUGAUCGGACUGAAUCCUGUUUUCUCUCACAUCCGAUCCAGUAUUCUCUCUAUGGUUCCGAUUCCUCCUCUAUCAAAAGUUCUCUCACUUGUUUUGCAGGAUGAAAGGCAACGAACUAUUGAUGGUUAUUCUCCGGUUAUAUCUCCUUCUAUGAGUGAGCAGCCUUAUUCAGCUAACGCUGCGACAUCUCAAUCCUACAAUAAGGGGAGACUUUGUUCACACUGUGGUAAGAGUAAUCACACGGUUGACAAAUGCUUUACUCUCCAUGGUUUUCCUCCAGGAUUUGGGAAGGGGAAGAACAAAUUUGGUGCUGGUGCUAAGGAGACUAAAUCUGUUAAUUUUGUGGAGGAUUGCAUUGAAGAUUCAUGUGAUCAAUCUGCUUUCUCUCCACCAAUGAGCAUGCCUUCUCAAGAGCAGUGUCAACAGCUCAUAAAUCUGCUUCAGUCUCAACUUGCUGCUGCUGCCACCUUUGCUCCAUCUACUUCAGCUACUCACUCCACUUCUGUUGCACCAAAUAUGCCUUCAUCUCCUCAUAAUGUCCCUUUCACAGACACUGGAGCCACACAUCAUGUUUGCUGUGACUUGUCCAUUUUUAAUUCCUCUUCACCCAUCCAAAAUACCUUUGUAAACUUGCCUAAUGGUGCUACAACUCCUGUCACACAUAUUGGAACUGCAGCUUCUCAGGAAAUUGUGAUUGGGAGGGGUAGCAGAUUAGGAAAUUUGUACACUCUUGAUGUUUCUCCUGUUCCAAGAAAGUUGAAGGUUCUUAUAGAUGUUUGGCAUAAAAGGUUGAGGCAUGUAUCCUUUGGAAAGCUAAAAUCUAUGUCUGAUGUUCUUAAUUUUCCCAGUAAAACUUCUUCAUUAUGUGAUAUUUGUCCUCCUGGCAAACAAAAACAUCUGCCUUUCUCAAAGUCUGAUUCUAAUGCCAUCAGUUGCUUUGAUCUUAUACACUGUGAUGUCUGGGGACCUUUUAGCCCCUCCACUACCUAG
Molecule: messenger RNA, 1425 nt
Organism: Salvia splendens (bonfire salvia)
Lineage: Eukaryota; Viridiplantae; Streptophyta; Magnoliopsida; Lamiales; Lamiaceae
Exons: 5
Coding region: 1-1425 (474 amino acids)
Source: RefSeq, a predicted model, not a curated record